This is a messenger RNA of Lotus japonicus, 1940 nucleotides long. RefSeq names its product protein PIN-LIKES 2-like. NCBI's taxonomy places the organism in Eukaryota, Viridiplantae, Streptophyta, Magnoliopsida, Fabales, Fabaceae. The transcript is spliced from 3 exons. Gene Ontology annotation, cellular component: membrane. The coding region runs from base 336 to 1700 and encodes 454 amino acids. The record is from RefSeq and is a predicted model, not a curated record. Gene Ontology annotation, biological process: endoplasmic reticulum to cytosol auxin transport.
UUUGUAUUUAUCGAUUGAUGUCAUUAGAUAUAUAUGAUAUAACUAUUGGUCAAUUCAAUUAUUGUAAAAUUAUCCAUCUUUUAAUAACAUUAGAAGAUCCACAUCAAAGGUUAUUCCCUUUUGCGCAAAGCUUGAUUUGGAUUUCGUGAUUUGAUUCUUCACUUCUUCGGUUGCAGCAGCAGCAGCAGCAGCCAGAUUCCAUAUUGAUUUGUAUUCUAUUCUUCUGGAUGCUUCUGCACCUGGGUUUUAUCUGAACACUCAUUACCGUUUACUUGGUUUGUUCUCUUAUUGUGGGGGAGUUCUGUUCUUUGUCUACAAGUUCUUGGAGGUAAAACAUGUCGGGAGUCUUUGUUGGUUUGUUUGGAAACAGAAUGAUGUCUGGCGGUGCAGAUGUGGCAACUGCUAUAGUGCCUUUGUUGAAGCUCCUCAGCCUAACAGUCAUAGGACUACUACUUGCAAAUCCAAGAAAGCAAUUCAUACCCAGAGCAACAUUUAAACUCCUUAGUAAACUUGUGUUUGCUUUGUUCUUGCCGUGCCUUAUAUUUACUGAAUUGGGUGAAAGCAUUACUCUUCAAAACUUUGUGGAUUGGUGGUUUAUUCCUGUUAAUGUGCUAGUGAGCACAGCUCUUGGUUGCAUACUCGGGCUCUUAGUGGUGGCCAUAUGCCGCCCACCUCCGCAUUUAACCAGAUUCACUGUCAUAAUGACAGGAUUUGGUAACACUGGAAAUCUCCCCCUAGCUAUAGUUGGAUCUGUUUGCCAUACUAAAACGAAUCCAUUCGGAAAGCAUUGCAACACAAGAGGGGUGGCUUUUGUCUCUUUUGCUCAAUGGGUUGCUGUUAUCCUAGUAUACACACUUGUUUAUCACAUGAUGGAGCCUCCUAUGGAGUAUUAUGAGAUUGUUGAUGAAGGGAAUGAAAUUGAGCAAGACCGGGCGCUGAAUGAUAUAAGUAGACCACUGCUUGUAGAAGCUGAGUGGCCUGGCAUGGAGGAUAAAGAGACUGAACAUUCUAAGACACCCUUCAUUGCCAGGAUCUUUCAGAGCAUCUCUGGCAUUUCCACAUCUGCUAUUCCUGAGAAUCAUGACCUUGACGCGAUAGUGGAAAGCGACGAGAAUAGUCCAAGGUCCAUUAGGUGUUUGGCUGAACCUAGAGUUGUCAGGAGGAUCAGAAUUGUUGCUGAACAAACCCCACUUCAGCACAUUCUUCAACCCCCAACAAUUGCUUCUUUGUUAGCCAUCAUCAUUGGCACAGUGCCUAUGCUGAAAGCUUUGUUCUUCGGAUAUGAUGCUCCGUUAUCUUUCAUUACAGACAGUUUGGAGAUUGUAGGCGGGGCUAUGGUGCCUUCUGUGAUGCUUAUAUUGGGGGGUAUGCUUGCCGAAGGACCAAACGAGUCGAAACUUGGUCUCAGAACUACAAUUGGUAUAGUUGUGGCAAGACUCCUGGUGCUUCCUCUUCUCGGAAUCGGUAUCGUGGCAUUGGCGGAUAAGCUAAAUUUCUUGGUCGAGAAUGAUGCUAUGUUUAUAUUUGUCCUUUUGUUACAGUACACUACACCUAGUGCUAUUUUGUUGGGAGCAAUUGCCAGCUUGAGAGGUUAUGCUGUUAGUGAAGCUUCUGCACUACUCUUCUGGCAGCAUGUGAUUGCCCUUUUCUCCCUUUCCUUGUACACUGUAAUCUACUUCAGAAUAAUUGCGUAUAUCUGAAGUUGCUGUAUUUUUUACUACCUUGGCAUUUUGGAGUAGUAGGUUAGAAGAUUGUUGUCAUUGCACUGUCCUCUGAAGUGUGAUAUAUGAUGGGGAUAGAAUUGUUUCUUGCUUGGUUUGCUGUAUUGUUUUGGUACUGAUGAUUUGGUGAAGGAUGCAAAUAAUGUUCCUUCACUUCCUUCCUUGUAUGAUUUUGAACUUGGUUUCCCAUGUGAACUAUGUUAAUCUUUUGAACGUUUA